This is a messenger RNA of Lagopus leucura (white-tailed ptarmigan), 4003 nucleotides long. RefSeq names its product SWI/SNF related, matrix associated, actin dependent regulator of chromatin, subfamily a like 1 (gene SMARCAL1). Gene Ontology annotation, molecular function: ATP-dependent chromatin remodeler activity; ATP binding. The transcript has 17 exons. Gene Ontology annotation, cellular component: nuclear replication fork. Gene Ontology annotation, biological process: replication fork processing; DNA repair. NCBI's taxonomy places the organism in Eukaryota, Metazoa, Chordata, Aves, Galliformes, Phasianidae. The coding region runs from base 157 to 3126 and encodes 989 amino acids. The record is from RefSeq and is a predicted model, not a curated record.
CAUCGGGCGGCACGGUGGGCGCCGAUGGGAGAUGUAGUCUGCGCGGCUGCGCGCCCUGAGGCGUCGGUGCUGGCCUCUGCCCGCCGACUGGCCUCCUGUCAAAGAGCAGGUGCCUCUGAGAUGAAAUACUGAUGUACUGACUCAGGUUUGUUUGAAAUGGUGAAGAUGUCAUCUGGCCUUACAGAGGAGCAAAAGAGAAGAAUUGAAGAGAACCGCCAAAAAGCUUUGGCUAGGAGAGCAGAGAGGCUAGCAGCCCAGCAAGGUGGGCAACUGGGGAUCACUGGGCCUCAGGUAGAAGAACAGAAUCCAGACAAUCGAGGAAGCUUGAAGCAAGAUAACAAUCAUGUCAGGUUCAUUAGCCUGCCCCAACAGAAUCCAGACACUCCUGCGGAGCAGAAGAGCUAUCUUCAGAAAGAUUAUAAUAAUUACACUGCAAGCCAACAGAUGGCUGGUUCACAGGGAGAGCAACAAAAGAAUUGUUCAGAGGACUCAAAACAAGCAAGUGGCAUUAAGCAGUUCCCUACGUCGAUCCCAAAUUCUCCGAGUUAUUCCCAUCAACAUUACUCAGAUGGACAAUAUGGACAACAAGCUUUAAUUAAUCCUGGUACAUUCCAGCGGCCCAAGUGUUACCCAGCUUUCAAAAACCCUACAGAAACAUCUCACCCUAAUUUAACUGGUAACAGGAACUCUGAUGGUAUUAAAGAUUUACAAAGUCAGAGCAAAUCUGCUAUAAAAUAUGCUUCAUCACCAAGCAGCACCACUCUGAGUUCUUCAGAAAUGGUGAUAAAUAUAAACAGACCAGAAACAGAAAGACAGGGGGGAAGUGGUGCCUUUCCAAGCAGUGGUAAGAUGCAGAAGCUGACCAGCCCUGCUGUUGCAGACUCUAUCAAAGCUGCCUCUUGCAAGAAAGCAAAUCCUGUCACAAAAGGAAAAUGUGUGAAAUAUGGGGAAGACCGUUUCCAGGUUGAAGUAGGGUAUAAUGCUGAACUUAUUGCUUUGUUUAAGAAGAUACCAACCAGAAAAUAUGAUCCUACUAUGAAAAAAUGGAAUUUCAGCCUAGAAGAUUACAGCAGUUUCAUGGAAGCAGCAAGUCAACUUUCCUCUGUGAUUCUGGCACCACUGGAAGGAGAAAAUGCAGUAGAGUUGUCAUCAGGCCCUCAUUUCAGCAGCAGUGGGGUUGAUAUGGUAUCCCUCUUGAACAUGUGCAAGAGCUGGAAGAAACCCUCAGCCCACGUCAAAGGGAAGUGUGCGCUGAUCUCUCGCUCUCGGUUUGAGGUUGAUAUUGGGUAUUCUGCAGAAGUGGUUGGAGUGUUCAAACAGAUGAAUUCCAGAAAUUAUGAUAUGAAGACCAGAAAGUGGAAUUUCUUACUGGAGGACUAUCCCAAACUGAUGAAAGUGUUCCAGAACCUUGUGUCUGUAGAAGUGGAGCCACUUCCUGGGACAGUCAUACAAGCCUUUGCUGCUCAAAUACAGAAUUCUACAUCACAGAAGAUGGAUUUUCCUGAUGCUGACCUUUCAGUAGUGGACUCUGAAAUUGUGACAAGCCUCAUGCCUUUUCAGAGGGAAGGUGUGAAUUUUGCAGUUUUAAGAAAUGGCCGUUUACUUCUUGCGGAUGACAUGGGCUUGGGCAAGACUGUUCAGGCAAUCUGCAUCGCUGCCUACUACCGAAAGGAAUGGCCCUUGCUGGUGGUGACUCCCUCUUCUGUGAGGUUCACGUGGGCAGAGGCGUUUCACAGGUGGCUUCCAUCGUUAAGACCAGGAAGCACUAAUGUUAUAGUGACUGGCAAAGACAGCCUAACAGCAAGUUUGAUUAACAUCAUCAGCUUUGACCUCCUCAGCAAAAUGGACAAGCAACUCAAGAGCACUUUCCAAGUAGUUAUUAUUGAUGAAUCUCAUUACCUAAAGAACAUAAAAACUGCGAGAUGCCGAGCUGCCAUGGCUCUCCUUAAGGCUGCGAGGAGAGUGAUCUUACUUUCAGGAACCCCUGCCAUGUCGCGGCCUGCAGAGCUCUACACACAGAUUGCAGCUGUCCAGCCGGGUUUCUUUCCACAGUUCCACACCUUUGGGCUCCGCUACUGUGAUGCAAAGAAGACGCCGUGGGGUUGGGACUACUCUGGAUCAUCCAACUUAGCUGAACUGAAAAUUUUGCUGGAAGAGUCCAUCAUGAUCCGACGUCUUAAAUCAGAUGUGCUAUCCCAGCUUCCAGCAAAGCAACGCAAAAUGGUUGUGGUAGCUCCUGAAGGCAUUAAUGCAAAGACCAAAGCUAUGUUGGCAGCUGAAGCUAAGAAAAUGGCCAAAGGAUAUGAAAGUAAACAACAGGAGAAGGAAGCUCUUCUCCUUUUCUACAACAGAACAGCAGAAGCUAAAAUCCACUCAGUCAUAGAAUACAUCUUGGAGUUACUAGAAAGUGGGAAAGAUAAAUUCCUGGUGUUUGCUCAUCAUAAAGUAAUGCUGGAUGCAAUAGUUGAAGAGCUGGAGAAUAAACAUUUCGACUACAUCCGCAUUGAUGGCUCUACACCGUCAGCUGAACGGCAGUCUUUGUGCCAGAAGUUCCAGUUCUCAGAGAAACAAGCUGUGGCCAUUCUGUCCCUCACUGCUGCAAACAUGGGCCUGACACUGUCUGCUGCAGACCUGGUGGUGUUUGCAGAGCUCUUCUGGAAUCCAGGGGUACAAAUCCUGGAGGGGAUGGGUGCUGGAUGCUGCCUGGAGAGCUCUUGGGGAGGAGAUGUUUUGAUCCAAGCAGAAGACCGGGCGCAUCGAAUUGGACAGACCAGCUCUGUUAAUGUCCACUACUUGGUGGCUAGAGGCACAGCAGAUGACUUCUUAUGGCCAAUGAUUCAAGAGAAAAUAAAAGUGCUGGGAGAAGCAGGGCUUUCAGAAACCAAUUUCUCCAAUACAGCUGAAUCUACUAAUUACUAUCCUAAGCCGGAUCCAAAGCAGAAGACCAUUUACGAACUUUUCCAGAGGACCUUCUCUGACAGCAAAGAUGAUACUGAUGUUGCACUUUUGGAAGCAGCUGAUGCUUGUUGUGAGUUUGACUCUGACAGUGCUUUUCAAGAUGCAGAAGAGAGGUGUUCAGUGAGUUCCCUCAAAAAGCGGCGUACUGAGGAGUUUAUUAAAGAGUAACACAGCAGAAGUGGCUGACGUAUAUUUUUAAUUAAAAAAAAAUCAGGUAUUGUUUUUGAGUUUUCAGAAAUAAAAUACUUCAAAUUUUCUGUAUCUGUAGUGCAUUUCAUCUCGAAGGAUGACAGCAUGACAGAUGAGCACUGCACACUUGGCAGCCUGCUGGUCUUGCAGUCUUGCCUUUGCUGAUGACUGAGUGGACAUGGGAAGGUAGCAUGCUGCUUUGUUUUGGCAACUCAGCUUCCACAGUUGUUUUAUUUAUAAAACAGAUAACUCCUGUCUGUCCACAUAGAAGAGCUCUUCUGAGAAUUAGUGUAUCAGCAACUGCAGAGUGCUUUCAACAGUCAUCUCCAAAAAGCUUAGCGUGUAUUAUGAGGAGUUGGUUCACAGGCAGAAUUUUGUUCUUAUGUGAGUCGUGCACAAACUAGCUCUCAUAUUCAGUUUGGCAGAGAGUAGAAAAGAAAUAGGGAUACACACAGCAGUUCUUGAUAUUUUCUGCAGGUGAGCAAGAGGAAGGAGAGCCCCAGAAAUUUUGGCAAUACCUUGAAACCAGGCACUGUUAACGGCCUACUAGCAAGCGUGUUGCCUGUUAGGCACAUAUUUGCCUGAGCAUGUUUGUCUCUGGCCUCAUCCUCCAAAUCUUAGGACCCGCUCCACAGCACUUGCUUGUCUCAGUGAAGGGUGAAGCCUGUGCUUACUGACAGAGAUUAAGCUUGGCUACUUGGGAAGGAGUGUGUGUGCAUGUGUGUUUUCUUUUAGGCUCAAGACUUAAUUCCACAGAUGAGAGUGAGGAGAGGGGAUCAUGAUGGAACUGUUCAAUUUUUUGUAGGAAGUUGAUUCUGGAUUGAGUAACUUAAAUAAAAAGUUGUUUUAACUCACA